Molecule: messenger RNA, 1854 nt
Organism: Durio zibethinus
Lineage: Eukaryota; Viridiplantae; Streptophyta; Magnoliopsida; Malvales; Malvaceae
Source: RefSeq, a predicted model, not a curated record
AACUCGACAACCUGAUUUUAUGGACAUCAAUAACCCUCCUCUUCUCUAUCUUCCACGUGUCCCACACCAACGACUCCGAUCUCUCUCUCGUCACAGUUUCCAAUUUCCAAAUCCCUCCCUACAACCUCAUCCCCGACUCAUUUUCUUAAGGUUAAUUCCGUACUUUCCCAUCCGAGACCACAAUUCACGUAAUUUCGUGUUCGAAGAGGGUUAAUUUGGUAAUUGCAUUAAACUUUGUUACUAGAAGAUAUGCAAAGGGAUAUUUGUCAGACAAGUCCAAAUAUUUCUUCUGUGCUUUUUACUUUGUCGCAAACUCUUCACUGACGCCAUUUUUUUCCUUGCAAAACUUCGCUGGAAUCUCUAUGAGUAUAUAAACUAAUAUAAUAAAUCGGAUUCAGUUCCGAGCUUUCUAAAAGUUCGCUUUCAUUUUUAUUUAAAUUUUGAGGCGAAAUUGUUGUGAGUAAUGCAAGACAUCGACUCGAUCGGAGGUGGCCGUUUAUUUAGCGGCGGAGGUGGAGGAGGAGGAGAGAGAAGGUUACGACCGCACCACCACCAAAACCACCAAACACUUAAGUGUCCACGCUGCGACUCUCUCAACACGAAAUUCUGUUACUACAACAACUACAACCUCUCUCAGCCACGUCAUUUCUGCAAGAGCUGCCGUCGUUACUGGACAAAAGGUGGCGUCCUCCGUAACGUCCCCGUCGGCGGUGGUUGUCGCAAAGCCAAGCGCUCGAAAACCAAACCUUCAUCCGAAACCACCUCAGCCGCUGCCGCGGUCUCUGUGCUGCCACAUCCAGAGCAACAACAGGAGCAACACCGUAAUAAACGUAAACCGAAUUCUCGUUCUAGCAGCGACAGUUCGAGUCUUACUGCAGCUAAUUCUAACGUUGUAGUGACGAAUAGCAAUAACAACAACAACAACAAUAAUAGUUCUGCUGCUGGCGGAGCGGAGGCGGUGUCGGUAGUAACAUCUCAUUCUAACUUGAUAAAUGUAAGCGAUUCUAAGUUUUAUGGAAACCCUAAUACUUUAGGGCUCGAGCCUGGAUUGCUGGAACGAGGAUCGGACUGCGGGAUAUUUUCGGAGAUUGGGACUUUUACGAGCUUGAUUACUUCAUCAAUCAAUGAAACGUUGUCGUUUGAUUUCAGUACAGUAUUAAAUGGGCAAGGACUUGAGCAAGGACAGUGGCAGGAGCAAAAGAUGAUGAGCAUGGGAGGGGAGGCAAUCACCGGGGGAUUGCUUGAUCAGACGUUUCAGGUUGAGCUAUCAAAUUUGCAUAGUAAAUCGGAGAGUGGAUUUGGAACGUUGGAUUGGCAAGAGAGUGGAGAUCAAGGGUUUUUCGAUCUUUCUAACGCUGUCGAUCACACAUAUUGGAGUCAGAAUCAGUGGAAUGAUCAAGAUCAUCACACCCUCUAUCUCCCGUAAAUUACAUCCUACCCUUGUUUUUUUUUUUUCCUUAAAUUAUUUAUUUACUACAAAAAUGAAAAAAAACUCUCAUUAAAAAUAAAAAAUAAAAAGGAGAAAAAAAAUCAAAGAAGGCUUCAAGGCUUAAUUAAAGAAAUCGAAGAGAGUUCCUCUUGUGUAAAUUUUUUAAUAUUUUUUCUUUUUUGGCAUUUAAGUUUUUAUUUUGUUAAAUUUUUAAUAUUUUCUUUUUUGGGUGAAGAUUUGUUUCUGAUGUACGUGGAAUUAAAUUAAUCAAAUAUAGAGAAAAAUGUAGCGUUCUGGUUUCCUGAUUGAUAGUUGUAUUUGUAGCUUUGUGCAUGGUAAUGAUAAUAACGGCAAUCAUAAUCAGAGUCGCUAAUCUCAGUUUUAAUUAUUAAUUAGUUAAAUAAAUGAGCUUUUAUUAGCUUAAA